UGACGAAGAUAAUACUCCAAAAUAACCGGUGUCCCCGACACGGAGUUAGUCAGCUCUGAACAUUAAAGAAAGUACAAAUCUAUGCUAUAUGUGCCGCCAGUUCGCCCGUAUCAGGGUUAGAGAUUGUACAAGGGCACAUCGCCGAUUAACUUCCGACUUCUAAUGACUCGUCAUUCUCGCCGAAGUAAACUGCCAGCAGACGUAAAGGACCUAAUUUUGACGUUCUUGCCCACUCGAGACGCCGCCAGAACCGCUCUUCUCUCUACCAAUUGGAUGAAUGUUUGGUAUAAUCACGGGCACCUUGUGUUUGAUUCAGACUUCUUCCGAUUUUUCAGAUUAACCCAUCAUCGCCUUGAUUGCAUCAAGACAAUAAAUAAUGUUCUCAUGCUCCGAGCCGGCCAAGUUACCAAAUUUGAGCUUCACAUUAACCAUAGGGAUGAUCCUACCCCGGAGCAGUCUGAUCUGUACCGGUGGUGUCUUUUCCUGUCAAGGAAGGGAAUUGUGGAGCUUGAGCUCUCCAUUUCAUAUCCCCGUCCGAGAUAUACUUUGCCCAAUUGUAUACUCUCUUGCCCGACAAUAAAUCUUCUCCUUCUCCGCGGGUUCGUUCUUGAUUGCCCCGUUGAACCCCGCAAUGUGUUUCCCAGUGUCCAGUUAUUAGUUUUGGAAGAUGUAGAGUUUAAGCCGAAUGUUAGUGGAAUUGCCACCAGUUUUCCUAAUCUUAAGGAGCUGGUUUUAUUUCCUUGUGACGGGAUCAGUAAUUUUGUGUUUAAUGCUCCAAAGCUUACAGGCUUGGGUGCAAUUGUUUCUCCUUAUGUGACUGAUGAAUGGGGAUGUUUUGCUCUUCAUCAGACCCAAAUUCAGACUCUUUUAUUGUCUACGGAUCCUCUGUGGGUGAGUCUGAUAAUUUACUGUCACUACAUUUUCUUAUAAUUGACAGAAACAACAAAAGAUGAGUCUUUGUCACUGUUGGUAUAUCAAAAAUGAUGUUUGUACAAUUGUACCCACUCUUAUACCUACUUUUGUACCCACCUAUGUUUGUGAAGUGUUUUUUUCUUUGAACCUCGUUUCACAGACAAUAUUUUGCACAAACAAAAUAUUGUCCGUGAAUCGGGUUCACGGACAAGAUAAAACACUUCACAAACAUGGUGGGUAUAAGGUGGGUAUAAGAGUGGGUACAACAAGCAUUGUUGGUUGAUAUAUUGUGUGGAUGACACUUUUGGUACUUUUUUGUUUAACUUUUUCACUUUAGUUCUCCUACAUUUGUCGUAGUAACACUUUUGGCCCUAGUGAACGAUGAGUAGCAAAAUGUCAGCUUCAUUAAAUUGUAGAAUAUAAAGAAGGCACUAGGCAGCAUAGUUGAUAUGUUGUAAUAGUCAAAAGUCUAAGUGGAGGCUUAUGAAAGUUUGUAUUAAAAGGAGAAAAGUGUCAGAUCAGUACAUCAAAUUAGUACAUCAAAUUGUGAGCGAGGGAGUAAAGAGUACAUAAUUGUGUUAGCGUGACUAAGAAGUCCCUUAACUCGUAAAAUCAGUGUUAAUUUAGUACACUCAGGCAUUAGGAGUUUAAAACUCUGAGUUGGCAAACAGAUUAGUGAUAUGGCAUAAAAAACAAGCCACAUCAUCCGGUUACAACCCUACCUUGUAAGCCAGGUCUGCAGUGCAAGGGUUUCAGGUCUUACAGUCGCGGUUUAUCCUUGCCGCCGCCGCCCUCCAUUCGUUGCCCAUCAACGCCGCCGCUGCAGCAUCGCCUCCUUUCGCAUGAGUCAAUAGGCUUACUCUAUUCAACUUUCUGCCCACUUUGAUUUAAAGAGGUCUCUCGACUCUUUUUCUUUAACUUAAUUUUGGGUUCGGUUGCAGCUUAAUCUAGAUUGAUUUACAAUUCUACUAAUUCACCAAAUUUUAUUUUGAUUCCACUCUCUCAUUCAAUUCAGACAUGUAUCCUUCUCGUGGGACUAACACGUAUGGCCAGCAGCAGAGCUACUCAUAAGCCGUGUAUCAGCAAAUGUAUGCCCUGUUCGAAUUCUGUUAUGCCCUUUGAAUCUUAAUUUUAAUAAAAAAAACAAAAGGCUGCAUUUAUUUAUUUACUAGGUAGGGUUGUGGAACUAUUAACAUGGAGUAAGGGAUGAGGUGUUUUUUUUUACCAUAUCACUAAUCCUUUUCACAACUCAGCGUUUUAGCCGCCCUAAUCUAUGAGUGGACUAAAUUAGCACUUAUUUUCUGAGUUAAGGUACCUCUGAGUCACACUUACACAAUCAUGUACUCUUUACUCUCCCGCUCGCAAUUUCAUGUACUCAUUUGACACUUUCCUCGUAUUAAAAGUGUCAUUCCCACGUUCAGGGAUUAAAAGUUUCCUUACUCAAUAAUCAGACUAGUACCUAUCAUAUAACAAUACAGUAGUUUCUCCUAGAAGCAAAGACGUUUUGUAGUUUCUUUUAUCUGUUCAGUUCUUUUGAGGCUAACUUUUGUUGUUUACAUUUUUCUAAAGCUUAAAUCUGAUGCCAUAACCUCACCGGUUUUCCCAGUUGCUCCAAGUUUAGAAAUAAUUAAAGUGCGGGGAAUCAACUUUGCUUGCAAGAAGGACACCAACCUGGCUAUCCAAUUUCUUCAAAAAUGCCCAAAGCUAAUGGAUCUGAGAAUAGACGGUGCAUCUCCCUACGUGCAUUUGACAAGUUCAGAAGAUGUAAUUCCAAGCGUUUUGGAAGAUUCUAUAAAUGGCGGCUUUAUAAUUGAUAAGGAUCUGGUCAUGCUUAAAACAGUGAUGAUCCAACCAUUUCACGGUUUCAAACAGGAAAUGCACUACGUUAGAACAAUCCUUUUAAAAUCCCCAGUCCUAGAGGAACUUGUGAUUAUGGGUUCAUGUAAUGUCAAUGCCUCCAUGUCUCUCAUGAUCACAAGGGAGUUGAUGAGUUUCCCUCGUGCUUCUCCAAAAGCGCGUAUUGUCUUCAUGGAGUACCAGGAUUGCUGGGAUUGCUGGUUUUCCUGAGUUAUUGGAAUUUGCUGCACUAUGCUAAGUGCAUGUCCUAAAAGUACAAUCUCUAGCUCAACAGGUUGGCUGUCAUGAGGUUUUCAAAGUGUUUCCAUGUAUUAUGAGAAUGUUGCCUCUAACUUGCUUUGUAGUUGAUUGUGUUUUUUCCCUUGUAGUUCUACCAUUGUAAAGUUUUUCACUUUUAGUCCUCUGACUUAUGUCACUGUUGUGAUUUUGACAUUUUUUUCAAUCGUCCUUCAGUUUUGCUAUAAUAAUUGAAGGAUCGACAUUGUAACAUUAGUUGGAGCACUAAAAGUGUCUGGCUCAAUGCCAGUCGUGCAAUUGAAACAUAGUUAGAAUAGAAGUGGAAGAAACAUGUAAUUACUUCAUUUGUCUGGAAGUUUGUUUAAAUAAAAUUUACAGUGGAGAUUUUAUUACAGAGUAUUAUUUAUUCUCACUGCUUUCU
Messenger RNA from Cuscuta epithymum, 3427 nucleotides. Lineage: Eukaryota; Viridiplantae; Streptophyta; Magnoliopsida; Solanales; Convolvulaceae. The record is from the annotation of a GenBank genome assembly.